Molecule: messenger RNA, 4137 nt
Organism: Aspergillus puulaauensis
Lineage: Eukaryota; Fungi; Ascomycota; Eurotiomycetes; Eurotiales; Aspergillaceae
Gene: CFT1
Product: cleavage/polyadenylation factor CFT1
Exons: 9
Coding region: 1-4137 (1378 amino acids)
Cellular component (GO): mRNA cleavage and polyadenylation specificity factor complex; nucleus
Molecular function (GO): protein binding; nucleic acid binding
Source: RefSeq, a predicted model, not a curated record
AUGCAGUGCUAUACUGAGCUGUUGCCCCCAACAGGGAUCACUCAUGCAUUAGCGGUUCCUUUUCUUUCUGCAACUGCCAGAAAUUUGGUCGUCGUCAGGACAUCGCUUCUUCAAAUAUUCUCUCUGCGCACUGUACCAUCAAGUCCGGACGACCCAGGCGAAUGGCCAGCACAGAAGGGGCAGGACACUCAGAAACUGGUCUUGGAGAGGGAAUAUCAGCUCCCCGGAACGAUAACUGAUUUUUGUCGUGUUAGGAUCUUGAAAACGAAGAGUGGCGGAGAUGCAAUCCUUCUUGCCUCCCGAGAUUCUAAACUGAGCUUGAUCGAAUGGGAUCCAGAGCGCCACGGCAUUUCCACCGUUUCUAUUCAUUAUUACGAGCGUGAUGAUAUGACCAUUAGUCCAUGGGUAUCCGAUUUGGGCAGUUGCGGCAGUAUGUUGAGCGCAGAUCCGAGUAGUCGAUGUGCGGUAUUCCAAUUUGGCGCUCGAAAUCUUGCUAUUAUACCUUUCCAUCAGCCUGGAGAUGAUUUGGUGAUGGAUGACUAUGGGUCCGAAUUCGGCGCCGACAACAAAUUGGACGGAAACUCGAAGGCCCAUGAUGAAGCUAAAAGUGAAAGCGACAUCGCAUAUCAAACUCCAUAUGCAUCAUCGUUCGUCUUGCCUUUGACUGCAUUGGAUCCUUCCGUCAUCCAUCCCAUAAGUCUGGCUUUCCUUUAUGAGUAUAGAGAACCAACCUUCGGCAUAUUGUACUCGCAAAUCGCAACAUCAGAUGCUCUUCUUCACGAAAGAAAGGAUGUUGUCUUUUAUACGGUUUUUACGCUUGACUUAGAACAACGUGCAUCUACAACCCUACUCUCUGUUACUAGACUGCCUAGUGACCUGUUUAAAGUGGUAGCCCUUCCACCCCCUGUAGGAGGAUCGCUACUUAUUGGAUCAAACGAACUUGUACAUGUCGACCAGGCCGGGAAAACUAACGCUGUCGGGGUCAACGAAUUUUCGAGACAAGUAUCCUCGUUUUCAAUGACUGACCAAUCCGAUUUGGCCAUUCGUCUCGAAAACUGUGCUGUGGAACGGUUUACUGAAGGUAAUGGGGACCUUCUUCUGGCGCUAUUCACAGGGGAGAUGGCUCUAAUUAGCUUUAAGCUCGAUGGAAGGUCUGUCUCUGGAUUAUCGGUUCGCCUUAUGCCUGCCCAUGCAGACAUGUUUCUGGCUUCGACUGCUUCAUGCUCCGCUUUCCUCGGUAAUGGAAAGGUUUUCUUCGGUAGUGAGGAUUCGGAUUCGGUGCUAUUAAGCUGGUCGUCUAUGUCUUCGGUAACAAAGAAGUCUAAGUCACAGGCGAGACACAGUAUCUCAGGGGACUUUCCAGAUGAUGAUGAUCAGAGUGAAGAUGAUGCUUAUGAAGACGACCUAUACUCUUCGGCACCUGACAGGACGGCCGACAACAGUCAAGAGGUGCCCAUUAAUUCGUCAGCCGUUGAGCUUGGCGAUUUGCGGAUUCAUGACAAGCUAUUUAGCCCUGGCCCCAUCAAUGAUGUUGUGCUUGGGAAGAGCUCCGAAGUCUCUCCAAACAGUGACGGAGUGGCAGAGACUGCGCUAUCUGAACUUGAGUUAGUGGCAGCCCAAGGCUCGGAUGGGGGUGGUGCGCUGGUGAUUAUGAAACGGGAGAUCGACCCCUGCAUUGUAGCAUCAAUGGCCACAGAUUCAGCGGACUCUCUUUGGACGGUAUCCCUGACACAAGCACCAUCGGACGGCGGCAAUCAGAAACAGCACGACUAUGUCAUACUAUCAAAGCAGGAAAGCAAUGACAGGGAAGAAUCCGAGGUAUUUAUCUUGGAAAAUAAAUUAAGGCCAUUCACGGCGCCUGAGUUCAAUCCAAACCACGAUUUGACCAUAGAAAUUGGAACCCUGCAAGCCAAGAAUAGGGUGAUCCAGGUGUUGAGGAACGAGGUGCGAAGCUAUGAUGCUAAUCUUGGGUUGGCCCAAAUUUACCCCGUAUGGGAUGAGGACAACAGCGACGAACGAGCGGCUAUCUGUGCGAGUCUCGCCGAUCCUUACUUGGCAAUUAUAUGCGACGAUUUAACAUUACUUCUGCUCCAAGCUGAUGACAGCGGAGAUCUUGACGAAAUGACGGUAGCCCAGGAUGCUGCAAGUCAAAAGUGGCUGUCCGCUUGCUUAUACACUGAUAAGACUGGUUUCUUCUCCAAUUCCAAAUCGCAUCGAGGAAACCCGGACCCCCAAAACAUAUUUUUGUUUUUGUUGAACCAGGAUCAUCAGUUACAUAUAUACCGGCUUCCUGACUUAAAAUUAAUGUCAACCAUCGAAGGAGUCGGCUCUUUAUCACCUAUUUUGUCUACUGAGCCCCCGAAGCGAUCUACAACACGUGAGAAUUUAAUACAACUGGUUGUUGCGGAUCUUGGGGACUCUAAAUGCUGCCUGCCCUACUUGAUUUUACGAACCGGGAGCGACGAUUUAGUUGUAUAUAAGCCAUUUUUGACCGAUUUCCCGUCAGAAGAGUUGGCCGGCCUAAGGUUUCUGAAAGAAGCAAACCAUGUUCUUCCAAAAAUUCCGACUACAUCAGAUGACUGGCAAUCGGGGCCUAGACCACUUCGCGUCUUGCCAAACAUCUCAGGCUGUUCCAGUGUCUUCAUUCCCGGGUCUUCAGCGGGAUUCGUUUUUCGAACUUCGGCCACAUCGCCACAUUUUAUUCGCUUGAGGGGAGACUAUACGAAAGGGCUGGGUUGUUUUAGCUCUCCCGAUAAAGGAUUCGCUUAUCUUGAUUCAGAUGGCCUCGCUCACCUAGCUACACUCCCCCACGGGACGCAGAGUGGCUACUCAUGGGCAUUCAAAAGGGUGCUAAUAGGGGAACAAAUCGACCAGCUAACGUAUUCGUCCACUUCUAAUACUUAUGUUCUGGGAACAUGCCAUAGAUCUGGGUUUAAAUUACCAGACGAUGACGAACUGCACCCCGAAUGGCGCAACGAAGUGAUAUCUUUUUUGCCGGAAGUACAUCAAAGCUCCCUAAAGGUCGUAAGCCCUAAGACGUGGACUGUUAUUGAUAGCUAUCCGCUGGAACCUGCUGAGCACAUAAUGGCCCUGAAGACCAUGAGCCUUGAGGUAUCAGAGAAUACACACGAACGCAGGGAUAUGAUUGUGGUGGGCACCUCGCUGGCACGUGGAGAGGACAUACCAUCACGUGGUUGCAUAUAUGUUUUUGAGGUCAUUAAGGUAGUUUCUGAUCCAGAUCAACCGCAGGCCAAUCACAGAUUGAAGCUCGUUGGCAAAGAGCCUGUGAAGGGGGCUGUGACCGCGCUAUCCGAAAUUGGUAGUCAAGGCUUCUUGAUUGCCGCACAAGGACAGAAGAGUAUGGUUAGAGGCCUGAAAGAGGACGGAAGUCUUCUCCCCGUUGCAUUUAUGGAUAUGCAGUGCUAUGUCAGUGUGGUGAAAGAGCUCAGAGGGACUGGGAUGUGUAUACUUGGAGACGCAGUGAAAGGCCUCUGGUUUGCAGGCUAUUCGGAGCCUUACAAAAUGAGCCUCUUUGCCAAGGACCUGGAUUACCUUGAAGUCUUGGCGGCUGAUUUUCUUCCCGAUAACAACAAGCUGUUCAUCGUUGUCGCUGAUAGCGAUUGCAAUCUUUAUGUACUUCAGUACGACCCUGAGGACCCGAACUCGUCGAACGGCGACAAACUAUUGAAUCGCAGCAAAUUUCAUACUGGAAAUUUCGCCUCCGGUGUAACUCUCCUACCGCGCACUCUAGUUUCCUCCGAGCGUGUCAUGUCCGGCUCAGACGACAUGGACAUGGAUAGUGUAGCUCCUCUCCAUAAUGUCCUUGUAACCUCACACAACGGCUCCAUCGGCCUAGUCACUGGUGUUUCUGAAGAAUCUUACAGACGUCUCUCAGCUCUACAGUCCCAGCUAACAAACUCACUCGAGCACCCCUGCGGACUUAAUCCGAGAGCUUACCGCGCUGUUGAAAGUGACGCCAGCGCCGGGCGAGGCAUGCUUGACGGCAAUUUACUCUUCCAAUAUCUAGACAUGAGCAAACAAAGAAAGGUUGAGAUUGCAGGCCGAGUUGGUGCCAAGGAAUGGGAGAUUAAGGCUGAUCUUGAGGUCAUUGGUGGAGAUGGACUUGGGUAUCUUUAA